Molecule: messenger RNA, 2521 nt
Organism: Trichosurus vulpecula (common brushtail)
Lineage: Eukaryota; Metazoa; Chordata; Mammalia; Diprotodontia; Phalangeridae
Gene: STX18
Product: syntaxin 18
Exons: 11
Coding region: 168-1196 (342 amino acids)
Biological process (GO): retrograde vesicle-mediated transport, Golgi to endoplasmic reticulum; intracellular protein transport
Cellular component (GO): membrane; SNARE complex; endoplasmic reticulum
Molecular function (GO): SNAP receptor activity
Source: RefSeq, a predicted model, not a curated record
GGGAGCGCGCAGGAAGCCUCGCGACUUCCGGCGGCCGAGACCUGCGCGGAACCUCGGGUGCCUGACACUGGUUGCGGGGGGGAGGAUCGGGUCGGAGGGACGGAGCCCCGUCUGUCUCCGUAGUGGGCGGGGCCGGGCGGACGGGGUGGCGGCGAAGACCGGGAGCCAUGGCGGUGGACAUCACGCUGCUGUUCCGGGCCAGUGUGAAGACUGUGAAGACCCGGAACAAGGCCCUGGGGGUAGCGGUCGGAGGCGGCGGCGGUGGCGGCGGCGGCGGCUCGGACGGCGCCCGGGAUGAGCUGUUUCGCAGGAGCCCCCGCCCCAAAGGGGACUUUUCCAGCCGGGCCCGGGAAGUGAUUUCCCAUAUUGGGAAGUUAAGAGACUUUCUUCUGGAACACAGGAAAGAUUACAUUAAUGCUUAUAGCCACAUUAUGUCUGACUAUAUGAGAAUGACUGAUACAGAACGGGAUCAGAUUGAUCAAGAUGCCCAAAUAUUUAUGAGGACAUGUUCAGAAGCAAUUCAGCAGCUAAGAACAGAAGCACACAAGGAGGUACAUUCCCAGCAAGUGAAGGAACACAGAAGUGCAGUCUUGGAUUUCAUUGAAGAUUAUUUAAAAAGAGUUUGUAAAAUUUAUUCUGAGCAGAGAGCUAUCCGAGUUAAACGCGUGGUGGAUAAAAAAAGAUUAUCCAGGCUUGAACCUGACCAGAGUAGUAAAUCUACAGAAUCUUCUUCAUCUGAGAAAGUUUCACAGAAUUCUUCAGAAGAAUCUGAAGAAAAAUCUACUGCUGAAGAAAAUAGAGAUAAGAAUCUGACAGAAGCUCAGUCUAAUUUUGGACUGUGGGGAGAUGGCAGAGGUGAAGAUGAGUUGUCUCCAGAAGAAAUACAAGUGUUUGAACAAGAAAAUCAGAGACUUGUUGGUGAAAUGAACAGCUUGUUUGAUGAAGUGAGGCAAAUUGAGGGAAAAGUGGUUGAAAUUUCCAGACUUCAAGAGAUAUUCACAGAAAAGGUGUUGCAACAGGAAACUGAGAUCGAUAACAUUCACCAGCUAGUUGUGGGCGCAACAGAGAAUAUCAAGGAAGGUAAUGAAGACAUAAGGGAGGCAAUUAAAAACAACGCAGGAUUCCGGGUUUGGAUUCUUUUCUUCCUUGUGAUGUGUUCAUUCUCCUUGCUUUUCCUGGACUGGUAUGAUAGCUAGUUGUGGUUGGGGUUUGGGUUUUUUUGGUGUCUUUUUCAUUCUGAAGGCCUUGGUGCCUUGCUCAUCUGAACAUUAAAUCACAGGACACUUUGCUUUGAACAAAGCAGAAUGUACUGUAUGGUGUUUUAUGCAACUGUCACACAGUUGUGACUCAAGAAUUUUACAAUGAAGUCACUUAUGGAUGUUUGUGUAUGUACACACUCACAAAGGGAAUCCUCAAAUUAUUUCAGUAUAUUUACUAGACACAAUGAAUUCUUGCACUUAGAGAAGGUUUUAGUUUAGCAAUGAAAAGUAAAAUGAAUUGUUUACUGAAACCUUUUUAAAAACAUCAAACUAUGCUAAGUAGAGAAAUUCAGCUUCCUAUCAACAUGAGUGAUAUCAUGAAGAAUGCUUUUGGUGUGCAGAGAAUGCAUAGACGUUAAUUUGAGGGAGGGGUUGUGCAGGGAGACUGCCUAAUUUCCCAUCUUGUUAGACCUCAGGGAAAACAUUUAUGUAAUCUCCCUACAAACUGAUUAUGUCUAUUCCUUUUCCUGCUACUUCUCAUCUUACUGAAAUGAUUAACUGUUCAUUCACAAAGGCUUAUUGUAUUUGUAGAAAAGAAAAAUGAUAGUCCACUUGUUAAUCUUAUGGGUCUAACAUGAUUUAACUUAUUAUAGAUUAUAAAUGUAAAAAUUAAGAUUUCUAGAUCAUUCAGAGUACACAUCAUGUAAAGACAAGGUACUGAAAUGUUGCAAUGUAACCAAAGAUCAACUAGUUAGAAGCCAAACCUAUCAAGUAUUUAUUUCUAGGAUAGAAUCAAGGCAUAAACUCAUAAAUGAGAACCAGUAGCCUAAGGUAGGUGCUGUUUUUUGACUGCCUCCUAAAUGGAAAUAUCACAGUGUAUGCUUUUAUGACAGGGCUGGCAGGUAGUUCUUAUUAGGCUCAAUCUCCUGCUAUUACGUUCAGAGAGAGGAGUUCUUUGUACAGAGAAGAUCUACAAGGGAAGUCCUGGGCCUACUUUUGUCUCUCAGCAGUUGGCUGCCUAAAGAGUAGAAAUUUGAAGGAUUAACUAUUGAUUGAAAGAGCAGACAUCUGUGAACCACCUCUGUGUAGGCCACCCCAUGACAAGAAGCCUGGCCUUGUCUCAGCAUCUUAAUGUCCCCUUUGUAAAUGUGUUGAUGUAACUUGUUCUGCUGUAAUAUUUGGAAAAUGCAUGUGGUCUCUUGAAACAGAUAUUAGGCAGUCAGUGAUGUUCUUAUUGUACUUUAUUUACACAGAGUGAAAAUGUCAAAAGUUACAUGUGAAUGAAUUUACAUUCAAUAAAGUAUAUAAUCUACUAGAAAAUA